Molecule: messenger RNA, 306 nt
Organism: Symbiodinium natans
Lineage: Eukaryota; Dinophyceae; Suessiales; Symbiodiniaceae
Source: the annotation of a GenBank genome assembly
AUGCGAAUGCGCAUGUAUUUCGGAUCCAAGGCAGGGCGCUUUCUUCUGGAGCUUGAGCCGGGCAGUGACUCAGAGCAGUGGCUGAAAGCAGGCUCCGGGGCACCUGCGCAGCUUUGCACGACUACAGUAUCUUCACUAUUCCAGCAGACGUGUGGUAAGGUUUUGGUAGGCUUGUGCUUCUUAGGCAUAGCGCCCAGGGACAUCGCAAGGCAGACUGUUUGCAGGACCCUCUUGAGAUUAAACUUGGUAGGCCAGUCUUUGGACUUGUUCUUCUUGCCACUGGCUGCUUGGGAUUUCCGCGUGUGA